GAGGCAGCACCAUUCCUCGCCACAGUCGAUGAUAAUGAUAUAAACUGUCAUUAUCAAGCACAGGAACAGGACUGAGACUAAAAAUUUUUAUAUCGUCGACGAGGAAUUAUGAUUUAAAAUCAAAUAAAUACCUAUAUAUUUCGAUAUACAUAGUUGCGACAAAAUGAAUGGAUUGUCACUGCGUGUAUCAUCUAUCAGAGCAAAUGAAAAUGUUAAGAGGAAUUCUGAAAUGCGAAUGGAUUUACUAAAAGUGCCUUCCUCCUGCUUCUGUAAAUCUAAAGAAAACAAAUUUCUAUCGGAUUUAUCCACCGCGACGACUGUUGAUGAGCAAAUAAGGAUACUGCGGGAGUACUCUGUUUUUGUUUCAGAACUGGAAAAAUCACUUCUUACAAACAUUCAGACUUUGGCCGAUUUAUUCAUUGAGGCACCACUGAAACAUGCCGCAAAAAAUACAAUUACGAAGUUUUUAACGCAAAUAACCAUUGGAAGGGAAUUCGUGGUGCUAGGACUUUCCAAUGCCAUUGUAAGCAGAAUUCAAAAUUUCGAAAGAGAACCAAAUCAUACAUUAGCGAACCGCAACGCCUUAAUUAACAGUAUAGGAAGCUGUUUUGAAAACUUUAAAGUUGGUAUUGACGCUAUUCGAAGUUGUUUGAACGAUAUUCUUUUGUUUUUCAAUAAGUCUUUAUUAUUAUAUACGGAGCAAUUAAGUCAAAAUAUUUCUCCGUCGGAUAAAAGUGAAAUUAGCUUGUUCAUUCAUGCAACGGUUCGAGUGGUGAUAUCGUGCUUCAAUCAGUUUUCGACCAUAUUGCGAAGUACAUAUGAAGGAGAAAAAAAUGUAGAAAAAGUAAUACUGAUUUCCUGGGAUUUACUAGAGAACCCGGAGAUUCCAAUAGAUACGAAAAUAAAUUGUGGGAUAUUAAUAACCAUGAAUGCGAAUAUGGAAGGACGGUACCUGCGACUAACGGAACGUAUUUUCUCAGAAGAAAAUUCUACAAAAAAGUUGUGUCUAGUGAAUGGAAUUAUAUGUACAAUAGAAUCUGAGCUUUUCAAAGAGCCAGAUUUUAGAGGUUUCAGUAUAUUUUCAAACAUUGCAAAUAUUUUGAAGGAGAUUUCGGAGGAAAACUCGAUAGAGCCCAGUAUUGUUCUAGGUGUAACACGAAGUUUUUCACAAAUGACCAAGAAACUACUGUCACUUCAAAUAGAUGAAUAUAUAAAACGAGAACACAGAGAGCUAGUAGAGAUAUUGGCCGUAAACUUGGGUUAUUCUUUAUCUCAUUUGGAUCACUAUAUGGACAGCGUACGACAUCUGUGCAAAGAACUGUUGAAAUUAACGAUUCAAUUAGGAGUCAAAGUGAACGAGCAGCUAAAUCAUAUAAUUUACGAUUAUAUCAGAAAUGUGAAUAUUAACAUCAACACAAAGUGUAUCCUGAUUAGCGCUAUUUGCUCUAUAGUUAAAGCAAAGGCUGUUUUGCAUGCCGUACCGAAUGUUAUAGAUUUUCUCUUAAAAUCGUUGAUCGUCGAAGAUUAUGGCAACGUAAAUUUGCACAUCAAUAAUUGCUAUGAAUCAUUGAUGAUGUCUUACGGCUACGACGAUAACAGACAAGAGUGGUUCAGCAAAUGGAUAAACCCGAUAUUGGUGGAAAUCAUGAAAAACAAUGAUAAAGUUGAGAUUAAACAGACACUCUUUGAUUUGAUUCGCAAAGCAAUAAAAACGUUUCCUGAAAUAGCUAUUUGCAUGAUCGAUUCGAAAAAUGCAGCCAAUUUCGGGUUGAUAUUAACUUCGCUGGGAAUAGCAAAGAAAAGUGGACUCUUCGAUAAAAUUGAAUCAAAUGCAUUAAAAUGGAAAAAUCUUUUGUCUUACAGAGAUAUUAGACUAGCUAUGAUAUCAGCAGAUGAUUCAACAAGAAUGUCUGCAUUUUAUUUAUUAACUGAAUGCCAUAAGAGCACAGAAUUAUUUACUAAAGAAGAUUUGGAUUGUGUUCUCUUCUUUUUGGAAAAUAACAUCAAUGUCCAAGCACCAUCUCUUAGGCAAAAAAUCACAUGUUACAUGAAAAACGCUUUGAAUCGAUUGAAGUCUGGUUUUUUGAGUAUAAUAAAAAAAUCGGACACAGAUGGAAAAAGUCACUAUUACUAUGACUUUGUUAAGAAACUGCAUCACUUCUGUAUAGACAAUUUGUUUGAUGGUGCCAAUUAUAGUAGAAGAACUAUUUCAUUGCAAAUAUUGAUACAGCUGCUACAGAUCGCCAGCUACAUAUUUUAUGAUGAACAAAGCUCCAGUAUGUGGAAUGAACAACAAAUACAAACCUUACUUGAGGCAUUGAAUGAUAGCUACGAGGCAAAUAAAGUGCAUUGCAUGAGCGUUCUUUUGUAUUGCCCUAAGUCAUAUUUUGAAAAAUGUGAACGACUUAUAAAUUAUGAAACUACAAAAAUGCUUAUGACCAGCGUUAAACCAAAUGACACCUUAUCGGCAGCAUACUAUUUGGAAUAUCUCUGCUUUGUCAACACGUACAUAGAAGCACCAACUGUUUGCCAAGGACCGUUUUCCAUCAUCCAAACAAAGGUUUACAAAACACUAGUAUGGUGUGAGCGGAUUCUUCAGCAUGGACUACAUAUUGCUCAAGCUUCGCUAUUACGAGCUGCUCGAGAAAAUCCAAUGUUUGGAUCAUUAGCAUGCAUACGGCAUUUAUUAAAUAAAAUAGACCUAAAAGAAGUAGCGAAAUGUAAACUGUGGGUCGCAUUUGUUUCGAAUCUCGUACUUACGUGUCGGCAAUUGACAAAGAUUGUCUCUGUCGUCGUUAACAAUUCUUCACCAGAAGGACAUUUACCCAACGAUUUUUCUGAAGUCGAAACUUACGGAUUAGAUGACGAAGAUGUAGAAAUGCAUUCGGGAGAUGAAGAUGUUCCUGAAGGUAUUUCUAAUCUGAAGACCACUCCACAAAUGGUAUUGCUCUGUUCAUGGCGAACUAUCAAAGAAAUAUCUCUCAUACUUGGCGAUAUAGUUUUCAAAACUCCCACAAGUAAAAGUUCAAAAUCUAUUGUUAACGAAAACGAUGAGGACUAUAACAGGUUAAUUAGUUGUGAUUUAAUUAUGGAAAUCGGUUCUUAUUUUACCGAGCUGCUGGCUGAGACUAAGCAUCGCGGUGCCUUUGAACAGGCGUAUAUUGGUUUUUCAAAGCUUUGCAUCCGAUUGUGGGGAUCACAACAUGAUGAGCAGCACCAACUGCCGAUGAAGUGGUUACAGGAAAUGUUAACCAUAAUCGAUAGUGAUAGUCACAAUGAUAACUGUAGUACCGAUACCAAAGCAGUGAAAAUAUGUUCUACGAGGAGAAGUGCUGGCAUUCCGUAUAUGAUGCAAGCUAUAAUUACGUCAGAACUUCAAGUAAGCUCGUCCAAAGGGCUUCAGUUUUCCAUGAAAAAACUUAUUGAGCUUUGCCGAACUGGAAUCACAGCGCAAACCCGAACACACUCGUUGAAUAUAUUACGAGCAUUGUUUCGAUCGACAGAGUUGGGAGACUCUAUAGGAGAAUUCGUCUCGGACGGCAUAGAGUGCGCAAUAAAUGGCUAUGACGCGGAAUCAUGGUCGGAACGAAAUUCAUCAACUCUGCUAUUUUCGGCAUUGAUGAUCCGAGUGUUUGGAGUACAACGGACGAAGGACUCCGAAAAUUUGAAUAUUAGAAAUAAAAUGACUGGAAGGAUAUUUUUCCUAAGGUAUCCACAGUUAUAUGAUUUCUUUAUUACUGAGUUAGAGAAGGCCAGCCGGAUAAUCGUUAAUGGUUCCAGAAGUAAAAAAUUGCAUCCCUUGUUAUUACUUUUGAGUAGACUCUAUCCUUCAGCACUUGAAGGAAGCGAAUCCAAUCUGAAGUUAUCUCGUUUUGUGCCAAUUGUGUCUAUUUGCUCGGGGUGUGCUGAACUUCAGACCCGUUAUCUUGCGGCUAAAUUCAUUGCAAUUAUCGUUUCGCCUGACCUAGUUUUUGAUCGAAUAUUUCUACUUCUAGAAAGUUUAAAUCGGUCUAAUAAUAAAGGAAUUAAUCCAAACUCGCUUCACGGCGCUCUGUUGCAAAUAUUGUAUCUGGUUAAAACACGAACCUUAGACGUUGUGCCGGAGUCAAGUAAUCAACUGAAUAACUGGAUUGAGCUGUACACUGCUAUAUCAAACUAUUUGUUCGAAGUACAAUCAAAUUUUGUUCUAUAUGGUGCCAUUAUUGAUAUUUUGAUUGAGAUUUUAGCAAGAUGCCAGCAUAUUAUCUUCGCAGAAGAUGAUCAAUAUUUGGACGAUCUUAGCAAUAUUGUAGAUUACUUGUCCAAUUUGACUAAACAGAAACCGCUCUAUGGAAGUGAAUUGAUAAUGAAAAAAAUCGUUUUGAUCAAAGUGGUAAUGUACAUGUACAAUAAUGAAGAGAAUACGCCUAAAGAUUGCUUUCUGUGCCAAAUUGAUCCUGACACUUAUAGCUACGAUUACUUGGAAUCGGUAAUGAACCUAAUUCUGCUCAUUCUUGAUUUUGAUGUAUUCUCAACAAACUCAGAUCAAUUCGAAAUAGAUCAAAUGUUUUUAUAUUUCAUUCGUCAACUGAAUGAUUGCAAGCGUGCAAAGGUCAAAUCUUUACGGAACGAGUUUACGAAAUCCUCUAAGUUUCAUUGCUAUUUGAAAACUAUCAUCGAGCGGAACAUUUACUACAGCUGUACUGUGAAAGCUUAUACGAUUUUAAGCUAUAGUAUUUUGGGCGUGCAAACAUUGAUGUCUAACAAAAGCAGUAGUAAUAGUGAAAUGCUAAAAGUGUUAUUCAAAACUGCUGUCUCCCGGCCUAAUCAGCUAAGUACUAGCAUAUACAAGUGUGUGAAAUGCAUAUACUACGUUGAGAUGAAAGCUCCGGAAAGUAUACUUGAAAUAGAUAUCCUGCCGAUAAUGGCUUCAUCCGUUCAAUGCUCUGACGUCAGGGCCACCACUGUUGAUAUUAUGAAAAUUAUAUCAAGAAGAUUCAUAGAAACCAAAUCAUUUGGGUUCUAUUUGAACUUCAGUCGGACGCUUCUGAUGCUUUUGAGGGAUGAUGAUACGGACAUUAGAAAUGAAGCAUCUACCAUUGUUACUAAAUUAUACAACUUUUCUGAAAAGUUGAAAAUUCCAAAUCAUUUAGCGCCAUACGCACAAAGAAUAUAUUUGGAAGUGCUAUCUAAAACGAUGCUAUCGCAUAAAUUCACUAUUUGUCAUGUUUUGGCUAUGUUGCUGGCAAUAAUGGCUUAUGAAACCGAUGAAGAAGAUGACAAUGAAUUUUUCAGAGAUAAUUCCGAGUUUCGAGUGUUCGAUAAAAAUGAGGUAAAUAUUUUCGGCGAAUCUGCGUUAUUGAUCGAUCAUUGCAAAGUGGAAAUACAGAAGCUUGUCAAUCGCCACGAGGUGAACAUUGGACUGAAUGCAGAUAAAAUAGUCACGAUAGCUGAAAAACACUGUAAAUUCAAAACAGCAUUACCAGCAUGUUUAAUCGAAGCUCAAAAACCUGCCAAAUUAGUUGAUAUAACGGAUAACAAACAGUCUACGUAAUUUUUAGUCACACGAAAUCACACUAAAACCGCAAAGUUGUGU
This is a messenger RNA of Sabethes cyaneus, 5575 nucleotides long. RefSeq names its product thyroid adenoma-associated protein homolog (gene THADA). Lineage: Eukaryota; Metazoa; Arthropoda; Insecta; Diptera; Culicidae. Bases 164 to 5533 code for a protein of 1789 amino acids. Gene Ontology annotation, cellular component: cytosol. Gene Ontology annotation, biological process: tRNA methylation. The transcript has 13 exons. The record is from RefSeq and is a predicted model, not a curated record.